Molecule: messenger RNA, 2136 nt
Organism: Trichomycterus rosablanca
Lineage: Eukaryota; Metazoa; Chordata; Actinopteri; Siluriformes; Trichomycteridae
Gene: bdh2
Product: 3-hydroxybutyrate dehydrogenase, type 2
Exons: 10
Coding region: 50-787 (245 amino acids)
Biological process (GO): siderophore biosynthetic process
Cellular component (GO): cytoplasm
Molecular function (GO): 3-hydroxybutyrate dehydrogenase activity
Source: RefSeq, a predicted model, not a curated record
UGUUGAGUCUUCACGGUUGUGACAGUCUGGAGGCCUGUAUUGUAAAAUCAUGGGCAGAUUGGAUGGCAAAGUUGUAGUCUUGUCUGCGGCUGCCCAGGGAAUCGGCAGAGCUGCUGCUUUGGCCUUUGCUAAGGAAGGAGCUCAAGUCAUUGCUACAGACGUCAAUGGAGGGAAACUGAAAGAACUGGACGGCACUCCAGGGAUCAAGACUAAAGUGGUGGAUGUAACCAAAAAAGACCAAGUAGAAGCGCUGGCUAAGGAGUUUGACCACGUUGAUGUCCUGUUCAAUGUGGCGGGGUUUGUGCAUCAUGGGACGAUUCUGGAUUGUGAGGAGGCUGACUGGGACUUCACCAUGAACCUGAAUGUGCGCAGCAUGUACCUCAUGAUCAAAGCCUUCCUACCCAAGAUGCUGGCUCGCAAAUCUGGAAAUAUCAUUAAUAUGUCAUCUGUGGCAUCAAGCAUCAAAGGUGUCGUGAACAGAUGUGUUUACAGCACAUCUAAAGCUGCCGUGAUUGGACUGACCAAGUCGGUGGCUGCAGAUUUCCUUGAACAAGGCAUCCGCUGCAACUGCAUCUGUCCAGGAACUGUUGAUACCCCAUCACUAAGAGAAAGAAUACAAGCCAGACCUGAUCCUGAACAGGCUUUUAAGGACUUCAUGGCGAGGCAGAAGAUAGGCAGGAUGUGCACAGCGGAUGAAGUGGCUCAACUGUGUGUCUAUCUGGCCUCAGAUGAGUCUUCAUAUGUAACAGGGGCUGAACACAUUAUUGAUGGAGGAUGGAGCCUCUAAAUGUCGAGCACCGCAAUGGACCGACACUGUCAAAUUUUGAAAAGAUAUGGGUAUCAUUUCUGUAAUUACACUGAUUGUGCAUUCGAUUUCACACUGCACAUAAAUAUGGUUCACAAUCCAUUGACAACAUUUGAUUUAUUUUGUUUAUAUAAACUGAUUGACCUUCAGUCUGAACAACAAAAAUCACAAUAAACGUUCCUUCAUUUACUUCCAAUUGAGAUCCUGGUAAAGGAUCUGUGUGUGUGGCAGAAAACAAUCCACACAGGGCACCUAUCUAUUUCUAUGUUUACUUACUUAAACCAACUGUUAAAAAAAACAUUUGCCAGCCUACAUUUUACAUGUUUUUGUGAGGUGGGAGAAAACCAGAAUACCCAGAGAUAUCCCUGCAGAUGUGGAAAGAUGAAGCUUGAACCUAAGUCCUUGAAACCCAUUUUGCUGUGUUGCACUCUCUUUACCAACUGCACGAGUGGGUUACUACACAUGGAGUUUUAUUCUACAGCCUACUGGGUAGAGCUUUGGGCUAUCAGUUGGAAGAUUGGCAGUUCAAAUCCAGGCUCUGCUAUGCAGCCACUGUUGGGUCAUUGAGCAAGGCCUUAACCCUGUCUGCUCCAGGGGCGCCGUACGAUGGCUGACCCUGUGCUCUGACAUAAAUGUUAUGUCUGUCUAUGAAUUUAAUAAUUCAACUUAGCAAUUUAAAAAUAUAUACUAUAAUUACGGAUAAAUAAUCUGUCCAUAGUCAGUUGAGCUUUACAUUGCCAUAGGUUUGGAGUCUGUCAUGUAUAAAAAAAGCACAUGCUUUUUCUUUGUCCAUGUGACCACCAAACUUCAGUUAAGCCUUAAGGUGCAGUGUUUUCAAUCAGGGGGUUCAGUCUGGUGCAGCAACCUCUAAGACCAUGGUACCGUAAAGCUUGCUUGACUCCGGACAUUAAAUUCAUGCCAGACCUGUUUUUUUUUUAUUGAUUUGUACAUUACCUCUGGCCAUCUGGACAAACUUGCUUUUGGGUUUUCUUUCUAGCCUUGUUACUUAUAUAUCUGUCAUAGAUAUCUGUUGUUUGCCCCAGUCAUGAGUGUUGUUUGAAGUAUUAGGCUUUUCUUUUAAAAAGGAAAAAAAAGCCCAGGCCCCAUAAACCACACAUUAAAUGCUUAUCAGUAAUCCAAACCAAUGUCACUAGAAAAUCAUUCAUCUAAUUGAGUAGUUCACUAAUUACUUCACUAAUUAUGUUUAACUAAGAUUAAAGCAUUAAUAUUGUUUUUGUUUGUAGUGUUAACUUUAAAUGCAUUACAUACUGUAUGUGAUUUAUAUGACAUAAGAACUCAUCGUGUUCUUUAUAAAUCAUGUUUAAAUGUCA